Messenger RNA from Amoebophrya sp. A25, 298 nucleotides. The record is from the annotation of a GenBank genome assembly. Lineage: Eukaryota; Dinophyceae; Syndiniales; Amoebophryaceae.
GAAAGAAAUGAGCAAACUUGGAGAUUCCGCUUUUCAAGGAUACUCUGUGGUCACUGUCUACUUCAGAAGUUUCAUCUUCUCUAAUUUCUCGCUUUUUUUCUAUAAUUUGACAGAUAGGAACGCCUUUAACAAGGAUGUAGCAGAAGUACUACAACAACUGAGUCGCAGCUUGCAGGAUUUGAACUAGUCUUCAUUGAGGGUCUGUAUCUAUCCUAAUAGAUCUUGUCAUUGGUCUGUCAGUAAGAAUGAAGUCGAAAGGUGCCACUACUAUCAUUUUUGCGAUAUCAUUCGGAUGAAG